GAAGCUACUUCCGGGGUUGCUCUUCCGGAAGCCGGAAGUUGUCCGCCCAGCCCUCUUAAGUGGGCGGCUGGGGUCGCCGAGGCGGGAGGAGCCCGGGGGGGCGCGGGCCUGCAUGUUUAAACUACUGUUAGAGUCGUGCUCACGCUUCCGAAUUUCCUGUGACCAAGCUUACUUCUGCCCGAGUUGGACCUUCUUUCUGGAGGGAUUUUGUGUUGGAAGACAUGGAUCUUGCUGCUAAUGAAAUCAGCAUUUAUGACAAACUUUCAGAGACUGUUGAUUUGGUGAGACAGACAGGCCAUCAAUGUGGUAUGUCUGAGAAAGCCAUUGAAAAAUUUAUCAGACAGCUGCUGGAAAAGAAUGAACCUCAGCGGGGGCCACCCCAGUAUCCUCUUUUGAUUGCUGUGUAUAAGGUCCUCAUAACUCUGGGCUUCAUUUUGCUCUCUGCCUACCUUGUGAUUCAGCCUUUCAGCCCAUUAGCACCCGAACCUGGGCUUUCUGGAGCUCAUACCUGGCGCUCACUCUUCCAUCACAUUCGGCUGAUGUCCUUGCCCAUUACCAAGAAGUAUAUGCCGGAAAAUAAAGGGGCUCCUCCACAAGUCAUUGAUCAAGACAGACCCUUUCCAGAUUUUGACUUCUCUCAGAUUUGGACCAACAACUGUGAGCAGAAUCGGUCAGAGACGGUCCCUGCCGACUGCACCGGCUGUGCUCACCAGUUGCCCCUCAAGGUGGUACUUGUGGAAGAUGCCCCGAAGAACUUUGAUGGCCUCCAUCCUCUGGUUAUCAAGACGGGCCAGCCUGUGAUGUCUGAGGAGAUGCAGCACUUCCUGUGCCAGUACCCCGAGGCAACAGAAGGCUUCACGGAAGGGGUUUUCGCCAAGUGGCGGCGUUGUUUUCCUGAGCGGUGGUUCCCAUUCCCUUACCCAUGGAGAAGACCUCUGAACAGAUCACAAAUUUUACACGAACUUUUUCCUGUUUUUAACCAUCUGCCGUUUCCAAAAGAUGCCUCCUUAAAAAAGUGCUUCCGUCUCCACCCAGAGCCUGUUGUGGGAAGUAAGAUGCAUAAGGUGCAUGACUUAUUUACUCUUGGCAGCGGAGAGGCCAUGUUGCAGCUCAUCCCUCCCUUCCAGUGUCGAAGACACUGUCAGACCGUGGCCAUGCCCAUAGAGUCUGGGGACAUUGGCUACGCCAGCGCCCCACACUGGAAGGCCUACAUUGUAGCCAGAGGGACGCAGCCUUUGGUCAUCUGUGAUGGAACCACUCUCUCAGCACCAUAGGAAACAGAACUGUAGGAGCAGCUUAGCGUGCUGACCACCAGGUUGAAAGGGAAGAAAUGAAAAGGACGAGCCACGUUCCAGGGGCUGGUUCCUCAGCUCCCGCCCUUGGCAUGCAUGUGCCCGCCAGCUGCUCCUCCCCCAGAUGGCUCAAGAAGGAUUCCAGCCUGGCUGCAUCACUGGGGCUCUGCCAGCAUCUGUCUGGGGCUCAUCUAGCCUCUGGAUGCUGUGGCCUGAGUUCGCCCCACUGGCAGGAAAUCUACGCGGUGCCCUCCUCCACUGGGAAGGCCAUGGAGGUGGCAGCCGGUGGAUCCUGGCAUACAGCUGCCCCUUAGCAAAUGGACCUGAUCUUCGCUGUCUGCCCCGUACCCCGAUGGAAAUCCAUGGCCAAGGAAGUCACAGCACUUUGCCAAGCAGAGUGGAAUUGAGAACAAAAGAUCAAAUAACUUGAAUUGCCGUUAGAUGUGUGAGGCCCUGGGUCCCAGCACUGCAAAGUACAAAAGUUUUAUCAAACCCUCCUCCCUAGCGUCCCUGGCUCUUGGAGUCAGUGAUGCCAGGCUGGAGUGUGAGUAUAAUUUUAAUAUAAUUCCGAAGCACACACUUCUCUCCAGGUUUAUAACACCCCAGCUCUGCCCCCAUCUAAAUGUGUUCCCAGAACCUGGGCUCCCGGUCCCCUCCCGUGGCUGGGCCGGAGCCCCCACUGCUCAGGCAGCGGCCCUCGUCCGCCCCUUACCUACUUUGUCUUCAGAGGGAGGCGAGCUCGUGCUGGCUGGGGGAGAGGGCCCUGCCUGGGUUGGAUCACAGGGCCUGACUGUACAGGGGCUGUUUUGCAGGUGUGUGCAAGCUGCUGUCGUAAUGUGGCUGGCAGAAGAGCUCCAGACCCAGCGGGGCUAUGUCACUCACUGUAAUUGGUGAUCCUCCGUCCUAAAAAGGCUUCCCCUUUGUCCUGGGGGACAGAGUGAACUGUUAUUUUUGUAGUGACAUAAAGCUGUGCUCCGA
Messenger RNA from Dipodomys spectabilis (banner-tailed kangaroo rat), 2270 nucleotides. RefSeq names its product chromosome unknown C6orf89 homolog (gene CUNH6orf89). Bases 222 to 1274 code for a protein of 350 amino acids. NCBI's taxonomy places the organism in Eukaryota, Metazoa, Chordata, Mammalia, Rodentia, Heteromyidae. Gene Ontology annotation, cellular component: Golgi membrane; nucleolus. The record is from RefSeq and is a predicted model, not a curated record. The transcript has 9 exons.